Molecule: messenger RNA, 4295 nt
Organism: Lytechinus variegatus (green sea urchin)
Lineage: Eukaryota; Metazoa; Echinodermata; Echinoidea; Temnopleuroida; Toxopneustidae
Product: dnaJ homolog subfamily B member 4-like
Exons: 2
Coding region: 532-1578 (348 amino acids)
Biological process (GO): negative regulation of transcription by RNA polymerase II
Cellular component (GO): cytosol
Molecular function (GO): protein-folding chaperone binding
Source: RefSeq, a predicted model, not a curated record
CUUGUUUGCCUUGUUUACAUCGCGAUGCUUCGAGAAUAUUCGUGUACAUUCGAUUUCAUACGGGAUUACGUGACGUCGCCGGGCUAUCCCUGGCCAGAUCAUCAUUAUCCUUAUGCGGCGCAGCUGCGGAGAGUCAUGAGCUGGUUGAAAAGCGAAAGAUUCAGAAAUUUUUCGUUAAUGCCGUCAAGAGCUUGCUCGAGUUCAAGUGAAACGAUUGAGCAGUCGAAAUCUCGAGGUUUGCUACCAAACACUAACGUGUGAAGAACAUUGUUUCUCUCUUAUUUUGUGCAACAUCGAUCAACGUCAUCAACGAACUUGCCUUGGAUUUGGUAUCAACGUUUAAUACUAUACUAGUAGUUCGAACCUUUGGCUUUGCAAUACUCAUUUUCUACCCUGUUCUCCCAGCUGUUACAUACAGAUAUUUAAUUAAAGAGGAGCCAUUUUAACUUUAAGGACGAACAUCUUCCUUGUUAUUUGUGAAGGUGAAGAAUAUUUCAUAUCUGUUUGAGGAGACAAAGAUAGCCGUCACCUAUGACCAAAAUGGGGAAAGAUUAUUACAAGGUGCUCGGGGUAUCCAAGGAUGCCUCCGAUGAUGAAAUCAAGAAAGGCUAUCGGAAGAUGGCACUGAAGUACCAUCCGGACAAGAAUAAAAGCAAAGGAGCAGAAGAAAAGUUCAAAGAAAUAGCAGAAGCUUAUGAAGUUUUAAGUGACAAGAAAAAGAAGAAAAUUUAUGAUAAAUAUGGAGAGGAAGGACUGAAGGGAGGUGCAGGUGCCCCGCAAGGAGAACAAGGAGAGAACUACUCUUGGUCAUUCCAUGGCGAUCCAAAUGCAACCUUCACAAGCUUCUUUGGAAAUAGCAACCCAUUUGAAAUGUUUUUUAAUGUUGGUGGAAUGGGCGGCCAGCAGAACACUCGUUUUAACUUCUCCGGUGGCCAACCCGAAGCAAUGGACGUUGAUGACGACUUUGGAUUUGGUGGGUUCCCGGGAGUCCACCAACAGCGAAGCAACAGUCAAAGGAAGCGCCAAGAUCCACCAGUACACCAUGACCUAAGGGUCACACUCGAGGACAUCUUCCGUGGGUGCACAAAGAAAAUGAAAAUCAACCGUCGAGUGUUGAAUGAAGAUGGCCGAACGACGAGGACUGAGGACAAAAUCCUUGAAAUUAAUGUGAAACCUGGAUGGAAGGAAGGCACCAAAAUCACAUUUCCCAAAGAAGGAGACCAAGGUCCAAAGAAAACUCCUGCAGAUAUUGUGUUCACCCUCAAAGACAUACCACAUUCAGUUUUCAACAGAGAUGGGAGUAAUUUAGUCUACAAAGCAAGAAUUCCACUUAGAGAUGCCCUGGUAGGGACCAGCUUGAAAGUACCGACCAUCGAAGGGCGAACGAUAACAGUCCCCUGCAAAGAAGUCAUCAAGCCCAACUCCAGGAAGCGGGUGACGGGCGAGGGACUCCCGUACCCCAAACAGCCCAGUCGCCGUGGCGACCUCCUCAUCACCUUUGACAUUGUAUUUCCCGACCAUCUACCGAGCACCACCAAGGAAAUCCUGGCCGACUGCCUCCCGGCGUCGUCGUCAUGAUGAGUUGUUCCCUGGAAUGUUUGUGAGGCCUCUUUUGCAUCAGGGUUUAUCCCUCGUCACGAUGCCAUCAAACUCGUCAUCGCAAGAGACAUGGUAUGGUCUCUCUGAAUGGAAUGAAUGACUACAAGGAUUAUGUGGGAGGGCCUCUCUGAGCAAGGUGUGGUGAAAUGAGCUUGAAUGAAAUGAAAGCUAGGAGGAUGUAUCUAUGUCUGCCGCCAGGAUUAUGAAGACCAACAAAUCUACGAGCGAACUGUAUCUUCUAGAUCUGCUUACACACGAAGAAGAAUCUGGUGGUGUCCUUCAUGUACACUGUAUAGCAGAAAAAAUAUCAUGUGGAUUUAUGCCAGAUUUCUCAAACAUAUGCAAUUUUAAAGAAAGCCAGCUAACAUAUUAUGCAUCAUUAAUUUUAUAACAUUACGAUUAUAUACAUAGAGUUGAUUGCUAAUCACUUUAUUAAAGGGUAUUCUGUUUGAUAUAGUACAGAGGUGUAUAUUGGUAUUUAUUGUGUUACUUUCAAAAAGUCUGAAAUUCUUUCAUUUUAUUGUUGAACUAUUUUUAUAAAGACAAAAAUGAUAUCCUGCCUGAGUUCUUUAUACAUGUGUCAGUGAAUCACCAUUUUAUUGUCUGUGACUUUAGUGGAGACUUUUCUUUCCUUUGUAAUCAACAAAGUAACAAGAAAUUGUACAGUGUCCUUGAUGAUCAAACAGAAAUUGGAAAAAAAUUCUAGAGCAUUAGACAUAGUGAAUAGGAAAACUUGGCAUCAUUGUGAAAAUCUAUGACAAUAACAAUCCUUAACUGUGAUAGUCAGUUUGGGAUUGAAUCAAAAUAUAUGUACAAGCUGCCAAAACAUAUAGUGUUAUUUCAGCCUUAAACUGGCUGUCUAUAAAUAUAUUCAAUUCAAUUCUUUUUCUUAAUUUCAGUUAUUGCAAAUUUCACUUUCAUUUUCAAAAGAAUCAAAAAGUUAUUUCCAACGCUUUUUAUUAAAUUUUCUUCUGUUGGGGUUGUAUAUUGUAUGUUCAUAAAUGAGAAAUGAUCAUAAUGAGUUUAAUAAAAGAAAUAUUUUAUUUUUUCAAGUGGUAGGCCUACUAAUAGACCCAUACAUAUUUCUAAUUUCUUAAAAUCAUAUGAUAUGUUGUAAAUUUUAGUGAAAGUUUUAAAACAACUGAGUACAUGUCUGUAUAUAAAAGUAUUUAUUGUACAAAAGAUUAUAUUAUGUUUUAUUGAAACGGUGAGGUCAGUUGAAAUAAUAAAGUUUUGUGCUUUUAUUUGAAAAAUAAGAUUGUGUGUUAUAGCAUUGUAAUCAUUUGUUGAAAAAUAAUAAAAAUGGUAACGUGAAUACAUAGCUAGAAAACAUGUGAGAUUGUGGUCCAUGGAAAAAUGAAAAAAUAUUGCAUUGGGAAUUCAGGAUAAUUUCCAUGCUUUUUCAUAUCAAAUUAAGAUGAGACUUCCUGGCCGGUUUUCUCAAAAGAGGUUUCAAUUGUACUAUGGUACCAACCAUAGAAUGUGCAUAUUUUUGUACAUAAUUAUUGCUUAGUUCAUUGUGUACAAAAAUGGACAAAUCCAAUUAAAUGUGUGCUUUUUUGGUGAAAAGGCACUAAAAGAGAAGUGCGGUAAAAAAAGAAUCUGCAUAGUCUAUGGUUUUGCACCUGUUUUUAAAUGAUUGGCUGUGGUAUCUUCAUGUCAUAUGUAGGACAUUUUGUAUAAAAGUGAAUGUUCUUUUUACAUGUACAAUGAUUGUUAAUAUGAUUUUGCAUUAAAGCCAGUAUUCAAAGAUGAUAUUUUGCAAUAUCCACAAAUCCCUUUAUAUCUAAAAAACAAAUUUGUGGCAAAACAUGCAUUGCUCCUGUAUUUUUUUAAUCUGUUGUGUAACAUUUUCAAUGCCACACCAGAUUAAAAUGACGAAGGAGAUAUAAAUAAGGAUAUAUAAUAGAAUGAAAUCAAGGAUAAUUCUAAACAAUAUGUAUGCUUUUUGUUUGGUGAAGCAUGAUGAGUAUUGUGUGAAAUGGUUUUGAAAGGCUGUGUGUCUGUAUUGUGAGUGAGGAUACAUUAAGGAUCUGUUUUGAAGGUGUAAUCUUCAGUUUUCUUUAAUUCACAAGAAAAAUCAUUCUCACAUACCAGGUAAGAUUUGCAAACUGAAAAGCAAAUGUCAUGGUAAGCUGAUUUUUACUCCUGCAAAAUUUGUUUAAAAGUUUAUUUUUCUGAACAUUUUGCAUUGACUUAAAUUUUGGGCUGUGAUCUAAUUUUGUAUGGUAAUUCAGAAUAAAUUUAAAGGGAUAAAAAUCAAGGCUUGUAGAAAACAUUCUCUAGAUGAAAUCAAAUGCUGGUGUUAUGUUGGUGUUUUGAUUUUUGAUGAUUUCUCAUGAAAUUAGUUCUCAGGUGUAAAUCAAUUGCAAAUUUGAUUUGCAAAAUUAUUCACUUGUAAGUGAUAGAUCACUUUGAAGUAAAGUAAAUCAAUUUAUUUUGUUGAUGCAUAAAGCAGACCAGCAAUCAUUUAUAACUUUGCAAUCAAUUAAGACUUGUGAUUGAUUUUUGGAUCAACUGAUUGCAAGUUUAUUUCUACGUCCUAUUAGACUAUUAUCUUGUGGAAAUUAGUUGCAAAUAUACAGGGAACUGUAGAUUACCAGUAUCUUAAAGAAUGUGAAAAGAAGUUUUGAUUGAGAAAAGAUUACUGAUUGCAGUUAAGAAAAUAAAAAUGAAAUAUAUAUGUUUAAUGUAUA